AUAACCGGGCAUAGAUUUGGUCCAUUAAAGGGGAAGAAUACAAACAAACAAAAAAGACCUGAAGAACCAACCCUAGCCACAUAGGAUCUAGGCUCGGACUCGCUCCGUUCAUCUGCGGCCCGCCCGUCACCACCGGAUUUGACGACUUCCCCACCGAACAACACUCCGGCGUCCUUAACUCAGCUACUCUUGUUUGCAUCUUUCUCCUUCCGGAAAAGGCUUCGCUCUAAACUCCGCUGCGUGUUCCCGUUAUAUCUAGGUGCAUCCAGGCCGUCUCUGAGGCAUUUGAGCUUGUAUCCGGUUGAGCUUAUCAUUCACAUAUUCCGGCUGUUCGCCACGACAUUUCUCUUCAGGCUGUGCACUUAUUGCUGAAUUGACAAUUGCUACUAAUGGAGCUCAAGAUUUCACCACUAAGGCCAGCCUUUUCACCUUCUAAUAGUAGUAGUGACAGUGAUCCUGGAGAAAAACAAAUCAGUGAAGAGGAUGAUGAUGAUCGUAAUCACAAGCACCGUAGGAAGGAGACCCAUUUUCAAUCUGCCGAGAUGGGGAAAUGGAACAAGCCCUUUGAUAAUGGAUACUUUGACAGGGAGACUGAUCCUGCCACUUUAGAAAAGGAACACAUAUUGAGAUUUGACAAGAGACGGGGUGUGCCCUCAUUUUCCAGAGCAUCCCAAGUUGCAAACCAAAGAACAAUAUCAUCACGUAUAGGGAGAGGAAGGGAAAUUGGUGGUUGGGCCCAACAUGAUUUGAGAUUGAUGUCAGUCGACAUUGCACCUCAACUGAUUCAACAGGGAUCCACUGUUCCUAGUUUUUUAACUGGAAAGGGAUUGCCGAAUGUUCAUGAUGCAAAAACUUCAUCUUGGGCUACGUUUGGAAUGGUUCCUCAUAUCCCUAAUGUUGGCCUUGAUAUAUUCCAUCACCGUGGUUUACCACUGAAUCCCUCAAUGGGUAUGGGAUUUCCGCGGCAAAAAUGCAGAGAUUUUGAGGAACGUGGAUUUUGCCUACGAGGAGACAUGUGCCCAAUGGAACAUGGAGUCAAUCGAAUUGUUGUUGAAGAUGUCCAGAGCCUUUCUAAGUUAAACCUCCCUGUUUCGGUUCCUUCUGCACACAUGAUGAGAACAGUUGGACAAGGAGCUAUUUCCGCAACUUGUCCUUCCGGUUCAUUUGUCAAUUGUAGAGCUCUACAUAUCAAGCCUGAAAUAAUGGAUGAAGGGUUAGAGUUAAGUGGGGAACCUUUAGGAUGUUCUCUGCCUGGGGGCUCUGAUGGUUAUGAUCCUGACCAGCCUUUAUGGAGAAGUGAUGAUCCUGAGACAUCACCUGCAGUCCUUGCAGCAAAUGGACUGAGUGUUGAUGAUGUUGGGCUCACUGAUCAUUUUUCGGUUGGGCUAUCUGAUCAGGGAAGAAACAACUGUUCAAAGAAUAAAGAACAAGCAGUGGAGAAUAUUGAUUCAAAAAAUAAAGCAGAAGCAUUGGAGAAUAUUUUUUCAAAAAAUAAAGUAGAAGCAGUGCAGAAUAUUGAUUCCAUUACAGAAGCUUCAAGGAUUCUUAACGGUGAAACUGAAAAUACUGGACGACAAAUUACAGAUCCAUUUUCUAAGUCACAAAGUAAUGUGGAAUGCAAUAUGAGAAAGUGUGUCCAAAAGGCACUUUACACGCUCUUUGUUACUGGCAUUCCACAAAAGGACAACACAACAGAAGCUCUUUUUGCGCAUUUUAGAAAAUUUGGAGAGAUCAUUAACAUUUAUAUCCCAAAAAGAAAAGGGCGAGCAUUUGUCCAGUUUUCUAGCAGAGAAGAAGCCAAGAGAGCUUUAAAGGCUCCUGAUGCUGUGAUGGGAAACCGUUUUAUCAUGCUUCAGUGGGCUAAACGGGACUGUAUUCCAGAACAUAUACUGAGUAAUGGCUAUAAAGCACAAAGACAGGAAAAUGGGGUGAUACCAGAUUCAGCUCCCUCAUAUGUAUAUAAAGGAAAGGACAGUGUUCAAUCUGCAGUGCCUAGAAGUUUUCUUGCUGUUCCAUCAGUCUCUGAUCAUAAAAAAUCCAUUGUUAGUAAUGAAGCAAAGGACCCACCACUUUCGCGAAAGAAGCUGGAGAAUUUAGAAUUAUUAAAAGAAGAACUUCGUAAAAAGCAGGAAAUGCUUGAUCUGAAACGUAAUGAGUUUCGUCGGCAGUUGGAUACAUUUGAGAAACAAGCUAUAGAUCACAAAGAUGAUGAUCAUGCUGCGAAGAGGCAAAAAACAGGGGUCAGUGAAUCACUGAAAGCUAAGACUCUGAACUUCAUUCUGCCUGAUGCUGUUUCAGUGACGCAACCAUCUGAAGCAGUGGUGGAUGGUAGCAAUGGCUCUGCUAACAGUACUGUUAACACAUUUUCAAACUCUGUUUCAACUUUGGCAACACCACAACCUCUAAUCUCUAAGCCAUCAUUUCGUCCAUUGGCGCCUUUGGGGGAACCAUACAACUUCUACAAUAGAUUCAAAUUGGACAACCGUCCUACUGCAUUCAAAAUCAACCCGCCUAUUCCAAAUGCUCUGGCAAAUGUUGAUGUUCUGAAGGAACACUUUUGUUCUUUUGGUGAACUUUCGUCUGUGGAAUUAGAAGGUGGGGAGAAUCAAAAUGAAUUGGGAACAUCUAUAUCAUAUGCUCGUAUAUCUUUCGUAUCACGCCGUUCUGCAGAAAAGGCAUUUAUGAACGGCAAAAGCUGUCAAGGCCAUACUUUGCAAUUUAAGUGGUUGCCAGCAAACAAGUCUCUAAAAGAUGGUGGUAUUGAUGAGGGAGCGUCUACUGCUCGUUCACUGUCUUCAGAUCCCGGUUUUCAUCCUCUUGCAUUAGAUGCUUCCACCACAAGUUUACAGAAAGAGAAUGUUACUGGGAGUUGUGAAAAUGAAAGGAAAAGACACACCGAGAAUGGGCAGGAGGAUUUACUUGUGGGUGAAGAUUCCAAGUCCACUUCCAUGAUGUCUGGUAAGAAAGAAUUGGUGUGAGGUUGGACCUAAUUGUGAGAAGUUGUACAGCGAGCUGCAUUUAUAAAAAUGCAGGUCAUUUAAACAAUGGUAAUAAUUCUGCUAUUGUGUCAUAUAAUGCAGACUGUAAAGAGGGAAAUUCCUGGUUUAACCGGUGUUUUUCAACCCCAAAGAAUUGGUUCUCAAAUUCCCUUAUGGUAUGUUUGGGAACAUGGAUUUGGAUUUCAAAUUUGGAUUUGGCUUAAAUUCCAUGUUUGGGAAACUUAAGCAUUUUGAAUUUGGAUUUGAAUCAAAUUCUUUACAUUCAAAACAAAGCUUAAUUUGAAAU
Messenger RNA from Cuscuta campestris, 3285 nucleotides. The record is from the annotation of a GenBank genome assembly. NCBI's taxonomy places the organism in Eukaryota, Viridiplantae, Streptophyta, Magnoliopsida, Solanales, Convolvulaceae.